This is a messenger RNA of Pyricularia pennisetigena, 2520 nucleotides long. RefSeq lists its product as uncharacterized. The coding region runs from base 1 to 2520 and encodes 839 amino acids. Gene Ontology annotation, cellular component: transcription factor TFIID complex; SLIK (SAGA-like) complex; SAGA complex. NCBI's taxonomy places the organism in Eukaryota, Fungi, Ascomycota, Sordariomycetes, Magnaporthales, Pyriculariaceae. The record is from RefSeq and is a predicted model, not a curated record. The transcript is spliced from 2 exons. Gene Ontology annotation, molecular function: DNA binding; protein heterodimerization activity; TBP-class protein binding. Gene Ontology annotation, biological process: RNA polymerase II preinitiation complex assembly; DNA-templated transcription initiation.
AUGAACCAGCAGGGCGCUCAGCCUGCUCAGGCCGGCGCGAGCCAGCCGACAGGAAACGGCACUCCUGGCCCCAUGUUCCGGCCUGAGGCGAUGCGCACCAUCUCGAUCCUGAGCGCUGAGGAACGGGACAAGUACGAACAGGGUCUUCGGCAGCUAUGGAACGUGUACGAGAAGGAACCAGAGGGCUCGCCGGCCAAGUUGCAGGCUUACAAGAAGAUCCAGAACUUCGGAAUAGUGCUCUCCAAUAAGAUUCGCGACACUAUGAGGAGGAACCAGCAGGGUCAGCAACCAACGCAGCCAGGCCAGCAACCAGGUCAACAACCGCAGCAGCAGCAAACACAACAACCGCAACAACAACAACAACAACAACAGCAGGCGCAACCACAGCAGCAACAGCAACAACAACAACAACAACAGCAACAGCAACAAGCACAGCAACAGGCACAGGCACAGGCACAGGCACAGGCACAGCCUCAGCCGCAGCAGCCACAGCCUCCGCAGACUCAACAGACCUCCCCAAAUAUGACCAAGGCAACAGCUCCGCAGCAGCCGGCAACCGGCGCUCAGGGCGGCGCCUCCGGGGCUGCUGGCUCCUCGGCAGCACCCAACCCGGGAGGUGCGCCAGCACAGGCGCCAGCGGGUGCGAACCAAGUUCGCAUUCCUGACCAUAUUAUGACGCAUAUCAACAAGAUGAUUUGGCAUGUACCCAGCAACGUGAGCGAGCAGGACGCACCGAAGUGGAGAGAUGGCUCUAAGCGGCGAUACGCCAAUGCUUUGAUGCAAAUGGAGGCGGCUGCUACAACGCUGAAGAAAAUCGACCAGCUUUACAAGGAAAGAAAAGAGAAGAACCAACCCAUCACUCCAGAGGAGCAGAAGCUUUUCCAAGAGCGCAGGGAGAAGGCUCAGAACACCUACAGAGAGACCAGCCGAUACGUCGAAGGGAUACGGAAACAUCACGCCGACAUUACGGCACAAAGGGCAUCUGGUGCACAGCCGGGUAAUGCGCAGACUGGCGCAAGCGCCGCUUCCCCAGCAGGGGGACAAGCAGCCGCAACCCCUGGACCUCAGACAGCAGCUCCGACUGCCGCUUCCAGACCACAACAGAACCAACCUCAGGGGCAAACCCAGGCGCAACCUGCCCAGCAACAGCCAACGCAGCCUACUGCGCAGCCCGGCGGUCUUGCCAUGCAAAAUGUGCAGGCUAAUAUCAACGGUGCAUUUGAGGCCGCGAAGAACCAGCAGAUGACUGGGAUGGGUCGGGGGCAAGCACCGGGCGCUUUGGGACAAGCAGCGCAGCCGGGAUCUCAAGCUCAGGGUGGCGCGAAUGUUGCGCCAGCUACUGGCUCCCCCAUGGUGCAGCAGCCUCCAGGCCCAGUCGGAGCGCAGCAACCGACGAUCAAGUCGGAGCCGGGAACACAACAGCAUCAGGCUCAGCUUCAACAGCAGCAAUUUCAACAGCAGCAGCAGCAGCAGCAACAACAACAAUUCCAACAACAACAACAACAACAGCAGCAGCAGCAGCAGCAGCUCCAACAUCAGCAGCAUCAGGGUCAAAUGAACACACCGAUUGCAUCUGCUCAUAAUGCUGGCCGCGUACAAACACCACAGUCUGGCACUCCCACUACUACUGCUCCACCGCCGCAUGCCUUCUCACACGCGGCAGCUGUCAACGCCAUUACCCAGCGCCAGAAUUCAGGCCCGGUUCAAACCAUCUCCCAGCAGCAGCAAGCUCAACAGCAACAGCAGAGGCCCAACGCCAAUGGCACAGUUGUAAACAACGCUGGCACUCCAACUCCUAUGAGCGCUGGCGGAGUAAUGGCAUCAGCCCCGCCGCCAAAUCAGAUUCAACAACAGCACCAGCCAACCCACCCGCAACAGCAACCGAACGGCACCGUUAUCCCGACCGGCCAUCCUCACGCACACCCAGGACAACCACAAAUGCAGCAGCGUGAGAGCCACGCAAUGGUUCCCCGCAACCCUAUCGCCAAGAGCUUGCCAGAAAAGGCACAGCAGACACCGCAGCCAGUCGCCAUGACGGGCGGGCUUGGUCCGGGUCGACCGACUAUGACAGGCGGCCUGUCCACUCCCGGUGGCGUUAUGAACCAACCGGUGAUCGCUAGACACCCACCUGGAACGAUCGUCACAGAGAAUGACGGUGAUCGAGUACUCAGCAAGAAGAAGCUCGAUGAGCUUGUAAGGCAGGUGUGUGGUGGCACUGCUGAGGGCCUAGAUGGAAACUUGCUCACGCCCGAGGUCGAAGAGUCUGUUCUCACUUUGGCAGACUCGUUUGUCGACAACGUGCUACACUCCGCCUGCCGCAAUGCUAAAGAGCGCGGAUCCAAAGUUCUCGAGAUUCGCGAUAUCCAGCUGGUGCUCGAGCGAACAUACAAUAUUCGCAUCCCGGGAUACUCGGCCGACGAGCUCAGGACUGUGCGGAAGGUACAGCCCUCUGCGGCCUGGAUCUCGAAGAUGAGCGCCGUGCAAGCUGCCAAGGUGAUGCCUGGCAAGGACGCCUUGUGA